GUUGUGAGUCAUCGGUACAACAUCGGUAUUUCAGGGCAUGCACUUCUAAAACGAAAUCAUGCGUGUGGUGAAAUGCCAAAACGUUGUAUUGUUAUAAGAGAGAUUACUUAUAUUUGUUUGUGUUUAUCCUUUACUCAAUCGCACACGAAGCACAGUGAGCGUGGAAUCGAGGAGGCAGUCAACCGAGACUACGACUGAAAUGAUCAGUGGGGUUUUGGAUAGGAAAGAGGAUGCGCAGCCAACUGUACAUUGCAUAUAUCCUAGAUGGACAGGAUAGGCUAGGGUUCUCCUCCGUAUUCAACAGGUAGACACAACUUAAUUAGUAAAGUCGAAGAUGGUUACAAUAAAUAACACAUACUUUCUCAAUCAUUUCUACCGGUCGUCAAAUUCUUCGUUUUGGAAUUUUUCCCUGGAUGAAGGAAUGUAUGGCAAUGGUACUAGUUAUGAGACCGAAUCACAGCAUUCCACCACAAAAGCUAUUCUAAUUUUUGCAUAUUCAGUCAUCAUCACAAUUUCACUUUUUGGAAAUAUUGUGGUUUGUCACGUCGUGUUAAAGAACAAGCGGAUGCAUUCUGUCACCAGUUUGUUCAUUAUGAACCUGGCCGUGGCUGAUUUAAUGAUUACUCUUCUCAACACACCUUUCACAUUGACUAGGUUUGUGAACAGCACCUGGGUGUUUGGCAAGCUGAUGUGUCACGUCAGUCGCUUUGCCCAGUACUGUUCUGUUCAUGUCUCAGUGCUGACCCUGGUAGUCAUCGCCCUGGACCGACACCAAGUUGUCAUGCACCCAAUGCGACAGCGGGUAUCAAAAUUCCGUGGAGUAAUUUGUAUCAUUGUGAUUUGGGUGACAGCUUCCUGUUUCUCUCUACCUCAUGCCAUUUACCAGAAGCUGUUGCGCUUUGACCUUGGCCACAGGAAGGUGCGAAUGGUGUGCCUGUCAAGCUUCCCUCAGCCGUCUGACGUGGUGUGGAAGUACCUGGACCUGGGCACCUUCUUCCUACUCUACGUGCUGCCUCUGUCAAUCAUAUCCAUCGCCUACGUCAUCGUGGCCAAAAAGCUGUGGACUCGCAACGCCAUCGGAGAUGUGACUAUCGCCCAGUACGCCGCCCACAGACGUAAGAAGAAGAUGACUCUGAAGAUGCUGAUGCUGGUGGUGGCUGUGUUUGCUGUUUGCUGGUUCCCUCUCAACUGUUAUGUUAUUCUGGUCUCUAGCAAGGCAAUUGACACUAAUAACGCACUCUACUUUACUUUUCACUGGUUCGCCAUGAGCAGCACCUGCUACAAUCCGUUCAUUUACUGUUGGUUGAACAGCAGCUUUAGGGCAGAGCUCAAGUCUUUGAUAUUUAUUUUUCGCCCAAAGGUCGAAGCGGACCCUUGCUAAGGGUUUCCUUUCAAACUAAUAUGGAUAUAAUGGUAAUGAUCCGGCUGUUUCAGACUCCACAUACACACACAGUCUCUGUAAUAAGCUAUUACCACUAUAAAGAGGUGCUACGUCUUGUUUUCUCAUGUUUACAGCAUUAUUCAUGUGGUGCAUAGAGCUAGUCUGUCCUUUCCAAAAGGAGCUGUAUUAUCUGAAGGUAGUAAAACAAUAGACAUGCUAACACAUUCAGCCAGCUGGGUAGAACAUACUGCAAUUUCAGUACAACUGCCCUACUAUGACAGCAGGGGUGUAGUUACGGCUUGAAAGAUGUGGGGGUGGGGGGGGGGGCAGUGAAGUCAAUGCCCAUGUGUAAAACAUAACUUCACAUUUGUUAGAAUCGUGCAGUAGAUUUUGUUAAUUCAGAUGUGUUGAAUAAUGAAGGAGGAUUUUGCAUAGUGAUGAGUUUCAUCUGCCAUUCAUACAACUUGCAUUCAGUGGAUGAUGAAAAGAAUGAAACAGUAAUUAUUUGUGCAGAAUGUGAUAAACAUUUAGACAUUUAGCCUAAUGUGUUGUGCUGUGUUAUUCACACUGUGAAAUGGUAAACUGGUAAAUUACUUUUUAGUUUGAGCUCUACAAUUUGGAUAAAAGCGUCUGAUAAAUGAAUAAAUGUAACUAUAGAGCUUGGUAAAGUCUUAAUUUAGUUUGUUUGUUGAUUCAUAUGAGCAGUGGGAGUGUUGUAAUGUAGGCUAUGUGGGUGAAAUAUAUUUUGAUUUUAAUGUAUUU
Osmerus eperlanus (European smelt) is the source of this 2143-nucleotide messenger RNA. RefSeq names its product G protein-coupled receptor 83 (gene gpr83). Bases 335 to 1381 code for a protein of 348 amino acids. The record is from RefSeq and is a predicted model, not a curated record. Gene Ontology annotation, cellular component: plasma membrane. Gene Ontology annotation, biological process: neuropeptide signaling pathway. Gene Ontology annotation, molecular function: neuropeptide Y receptor activity. Lineage: Eukaryota; Metazoa; Chordata; Actinopteri; Osmeriformes; Osmeridae. The transcript has 4 exons.